GAUCGCAGCACCUUGCACUCUCAAGCGGCUGCGACAAUGGGCUUCUGUCUUUCACCUUCAAGCAUACUUCUCGAUUGGAUGCCAUUGCGUUUCUAUACUCGUCUCUAUUGACACUCAGUGCGCCUUAUUGACGUUAUUGACAUGCUACAACAGAGACAUGAAUUUGCUUCUUUGUUUCUACAUAACGAACUUCGGCUAUAAAACUCCAUUCCACCAUCCGCAAUAUACUCACCAUCGACUCAUCGACAACACACCAGUCAAUCAUCUGGUCACAGUCGAUCGAUCGCCCACUUAUUCAUUCACUUAGGAAUACUCUUCGGAAACGAUCAAGAUGAGGUUCAGCGCUGUCAUCGCCGCCACCAUCCUGGCUGCCACCGUCUCUGGUGCUGCCAUCGCCAACCCUGCCCCUGAGGCCACCGAAGUCGCUGAGGCUACUCUCGAGGCCACCAUCGAGGCUCCCACUGAGGUUCCCACUGAGGUUCCCACUGAGGUUCCCGCCGACUUCCCUAAGGGCGACCUGGUCUACGUUGAGGAUGGCGAGGACGCACUUUCCAAGCGCGAUGUUGAGGCUAGCAAAUGGGUCUGGUCUCCCAAGUACCGCCCCCUUGGCAUGCCUGUUGGCAAGCGCAAGGCUGAAGCUGAGGCUGGCAACUGGGUUUGGUCGCCCAAGCACCGCCCCAUUGGCAUGCCUGUAGGCAAGCGUAACGCCGAAGCUGAGGUCAACCCCCAGUGGGUCUGGUCUCCCAAGUACCGCCCUAUCGGUAUGCCCGUAGGCAGACGCGAAGAGUAACUCGUCACCAACGAAUUCGAAUUUUGACAACGAACGCAUUGCAACUUUUCACUUCUCCAUAUUCGACGGACUCGGCAGCGAUACGAAAGGAUAUGAGCAUCUUGUACAUAAAAGCCUUUAAACAUACUAGGACCAGCAUGAGACAGGCAUGUUUCCUCUGGAGCCUCUACAGGGCAGGACGGUUUCUUGGCAUUUGAUGGCAUAUGUAAGAGGGAUGUUGUGACGAUGAUGGGAUGGCUGGCC
Messenger RNA from Macroventuria anomochaeta, 1033 nucleotides. RefSeq lists its product as uncharacterized. The transcript has a single exon. The record is from RefSeq and is a predicted model, not a curated record. Bases 332 to 790 code for a protein of 152 amino acids. NCBI's taxonomy places the organism in Eukaryota, Fungi, Ascomycota, Dothideomycetes, Pleosporales, Didymellaceae.